AUGGCGGCGAGAGGCCAUGUGCAAGACCCCAACGACCGGAGACUCAGACCCAUAUACGACUACCUUGACAAUGGCAACAACAAGAUGGCCAUCCAGCAGGCCGACAAGCUGCUGAAAAAGCACAAAGACUUGCACUGCGCCAAGGUGCUGAAGGCCAUCGGACUCCAGCGGACAGGCAAACAGGACGAAGCCUUCUCCCUAGCGCAGGAGGUGACCUCGCUGGAGCCUACGGAUGACAACUCCCUUCAAGCGCUCACGAUACUCUACAGGGAGAUGCAUCGGCCCGAGUUGGUGACCAAACUGUAUGAGGUGGCGGUGAAGAAGGUGCCGCUCAGCGAGGAGUACCACUCGCACCUCUUCAUGGCGUACGCCCGUGUCGGCGAGUACAAAAAGAUGCAGCAGGCAGGUAUGGCCUUGUACAAAAUUGUCCCCAAGAAUCCCUACUACUUCUGGUCCGUCAUGAGUCUGGUCAUGCAGGCCAUCUCGGCACAGGAUGAAAAACUUUCUCAAACCAUGUUCCUCCCCCUGGCCGAACGCAUGGUGGAGAAGAUGGUCAAAGAAGACAAAAUUGAAGCAGAAGCAGAGGUGCAGCUCUACUUUAUGAUCCUCGAGCGCUUGGGAAAAUGUCAAGAGGCUUUGGAAGUCAUCAAAGGUCCACUAGGAGAGAAGCUGACCAGCGAGCUUCAGAGUCGAGAGAGCAAGUGCAUGAUGUUGUACCGGCGACUUCGCCGUUGGCCCGAGUGCAACGCUCUGGCUCGCAAGCUCCUUCUCAACAAUCCUGACGAUUGGCAAUUCUUUCUGGCCUACUUUGACUCGCUCUUCCACCUUAUGGAUCAAUCGUGGGCUCCGCCGGAGGAAGGAGAACACUGUUCAGAGGGAGAGGUGCACCACACGGUGGCGGAGGCGACUCUGUUCGUGGAGGAGAGGAUCGCGGGCGAAGACUGCAAAGAUGGCCGCGCGCUGCGAGGUCCUUACCUGGCGCGUCUGGAGCUCAUGCAGCGACUACGAGAGCGCCACCAUGCCGGGGAACGCCAGCUGGGAGAGCCUUUGGAGCUGAUGGUGCAAUUUUUCGUCAAGUUUGGCGACAAGCCUUGCUGCGUCACCGACCUCAACGUUUACCUGCACCUGCUAGACGCCGAGCAACACGAGCAGGUGAGCGAGCGCCGCCUCGUGCCCGAGGCUGCACCCAGGGGACCCGACGGCUCGGCCUUUCCAGAUGACGCCAAAUCGUUACAGAGGCACUUGUGCGCGUGUCAGCUGAGUCGGGCGCUGGGCCUGCAUCACGCCAUGGACUCCGCCGCCAAGCUGAGGCUCGCCGAUGAGCUCAAGGCGCACUAUCGACACGGCCUCAAGUUUGGGAAGAACGCGCUGAAAACGGAGCUUCAGUUUUCCGACAUGUACUGCCUGAUGGCGGCUCACGUCUACAUCGACUUGUGGACGGAAAGCGGAGACGAAAAAAUGGCGUGUCAGAGUCUGGGGCUCCUUCAGGAAGGCUUGGCCAACAGCCCGAGCAACGCUCAGUUCAAGCUGCUGCUGCUGCUCCUGUACUGCCGGCUGGGCGCCUUCGAGCCGGUGGCAGAGCUUUACGCCAGCCUGGAUGCCAAGCACGUGCAGCACGACACCAUCGGCUUCCUCCUGACGCGCUACGCUCAGUCCUUGGGACACUUUGCCGCAGCGUCCCAAGCCUGCAACUCCUCGCUCAGGUUUUUCCACUCCAACCAGAAAGAUACCUCCGAGUACAUCAUCCAGGCGUACAAGUACGGCGCCUUCGAGAAGAUCCCAGAGUUCAUCGCCCUCAGGAACCGACUCAACCAGUCGCUGCACUUUGCCCAAGUCCGCACCGAGAGGAUGCUGCUGGACUUGUUCUUGGAGGCCGACAUUGUGUCCAGUCUGGAAGAGAGCGUGAAGGCCAUGUGUUUGUCCGCGGAGGAGGACGACAUUCCCUGGGACAGCAUGAGAGACAACAGAGACCUCACAGUCUUCACCUGCUGGGACCCAAAAGAGCGGAGGUUGAGCGAGGAGCAUCGGCGGCGCUCCUUGGAGGAGGAGCGUGCGUGGCUGCGGUGGCGCUCUCUCACGCUGCGCCUCCUGGCCCUGGUGGCGGGGCUGGGGCGGAGAGCCUCUCCGCAGAACUCUCCGCCGGCCGCCGAGAACGGCGUGGCCGACAAGACGUCGACGCUACGCGGCCUCCUGGCGCAGCUGAGCCAGACCUUGCAGACGUUAGCUCGGCUGGCCGAGAAACGCGUACAGUACCCGUUCCUGGGACCGCCGGCCUCCCGUCUGGCCGGUGCCCUGUCCAGCGGCAGCUGCCAGUGUCAAGCGGCGGCUCUGCAGCUUUCGCUCCACGUGCACGAGCUGGACGCCGUCGGACUCGACGACUCAUCGGAACUCCAAACUCAGAUGUGUAAUGCCUUCAAGUCGCUCACUGUUCAGCUUCAAGAAAUGCUGAAUAAAUGCAAAGGAGACGUACUGGACAUCAAAGAUGGACAGUUUAAAAUCAACCCCUCUUUAUUAGAAAACCUCAUCUUCUUCAUGGAAACGGUGUGUGUGGUCUUGUGGGUCGCCGGCUACUGCACCAAAGUCCUUCGGCCACUUAAGUCCAGCCUACAGAAGAAAAAGAAGAAGAAAAAGGACACUGGCGUGGCUCAGCCGGCGGUGGUGUGCGGCUUCCAGGAACUGACGGCGAGCUUGCAGGACGUGCUGGCCCGAGCCCUGGAACACAUUAAGGCGCAGGAAGUUGGAAUUGCGGCGCUCAAGAUGGCCGACUUGUCCCUGGACGGAUCCACGGAGGAGGAGUCGUCGUUCACUCGUGCGGCCACAGACAAGCUGCAGAGCAGUCACCUGCGUUCACUGCAGGAGGUGUCGGAACUGCUGAGGAAACGAGCAGAUACUCUCAAGAACCUCAAGAUCUAA
Nerophis lumbriciformis (worm pipefish) is the source of this 2913-nucleotide messenger RNA. Lineage: Eukaryota; Metazoa; Chordata; Actinopteri; Syngnathiformes; Syngnathidae. The record is from RefSeq and is a predicted model, not a curated record.